AAUUCCGACACAACGCUCCUGGUUGUAUCCGCUUCACAGUGGCUGAACUGUAAAUAUCGACCACCGAUAGCCUUCACCUCCAUACAAUCCAAACAAGCUCGUCUUGUCGUCACGGGUGAGCAUUAAUGCAGUAGAGGAGCGCGUCCUUCAAACCCUACUCUCACUGGUUUCCGUGGCUUGUUCUGCGGUGAAGGCAUCGUCGAUCUACCUGGUUCUUUUCAUGGAGCAUUGAAUUGGUGUUGAUAAAUUCUGAACAAAAUGGAUCUCUGUCUCCUCGUUUUUCUGCUCCUACCACUUCUAUGUUCUGGAAGUGGAGAUGUUUAUCUUAUUACCGUGGAAGGAGAACCUGUUGUUAGCUACAUGGGCGGGAUAGAUGGAUUUGCUGCAACAGCGGCGGAUUCUAUGGAAGAGAUGGAUAUAACCAGUGAAUCUGCCACGUCAUACUCUCUUUACCUGAAGAGAAAGCAUGAUGAACUUCUUGAAUCUAUCUUUGAAGCUAAUUCAUAUAAGAAGAUCUACAGCUAUUGCCAUCUUAUCAAUGGUUUCUCCGUACAUUUGACUCCUGAACAGGCGAAGGCUCUGAGCAAAUUGCCUGGAGUAAAGCAUGUCGAGAAAGAUGUGAAGGUAAGGAAAUUAACAACGCAUACACCACAAUUCUUGGGACUGCCUACAGGAGUAUGGCCGACAGGAGGAGGCUUUGACAAAGCAGGGGAAGAUAUUGUUAUUGGUCUUGUUGACUCGGGAAUUUUUCCAAAGCAUCCAAGUUUUUCUACUUACAAUACUGAUCCAUAUGGUCCUCUUCCUCGGUAUAGAGGGAAAUGUGAAAUUGAUCCAGAGUUCAAGAGAACCUUUUGCAAUGGAAAAAUAAUUGGAGCUCAACAUUUUGCAAAAGCUGCCAUAGCUGCUGGGGCAUUUAAUCCAGCAGUGGAUUUUCCAUCUCCUCUAGAUGGUGAUGGCCAUGGAACUCACACAGCUGCAAUAGCUGCUGGAAACAAUGGAGUUCCAGUGAGAAUGCAUGGGUAUGAGUUUGGCAAGGCCAGCGGCAUGGCUCCACGAGCCAGGAUUGCUAUUUACAAAGUUCUUUAUAGGCUUUUUGGUGGCUAUGUAUCUGAUGUAGUGGCUGCUAUUGAUCAGGCUGUUCAGGAUGGAGUGGAUGUCAUUAAUCUUUCAGUUGGUCCAAACAGCCCACCAUCAACUACAAAAACCACAUUCUUGAAUCCUUUUGAUGCAGCCCUUCUUUCUGCCGUGAAAGCUGGGGUUUUUGUUGCACAAGCAGCUGGAAAUGGAGGCCCAUUCCCGAAAACCCUCGUAUCUUUUAGUCCUUGGAUAACAACAGUAGCUGCUGCUGUUGAUGAUCGCAGAUAUAAGAACCAUAUUACACUCGGAAAUGGAAGAAUACUGCCUGGACUUGGGCUAUCACGUAAGUUGAUUAUUUCAUUUUUUUUUUCUUUCAGAAAAUUGUUAUAUUCACAUUAAAUUGCCUUCUUUUUG
Messenger RNA from Phalaenopsis equestris, 1491 nucleotides. RefSeq names its product subtilisin-like protease SBT2.5. Gene Ontology annotation, molecular function: serine-type endopeptidase activity. Gene Ontology annotation, biological process: proteolysis. The transcript has 7 exons. The record is from RefSeq and is a predicted model, not a curated record. Bases 259 to 1476 code for a protein of 405 amino acids. Lineage: Eukaryota; Viridiplantae; Streptophyta; Magnoliopsida; Asparagales; Orchidaceae.